AUGUUGCAUUCAUCUGCACAAUUCAUGCAAACACCUGAGCAUUUUCAGACUUUCAGACCUUCUUCGGUCCAGAUAUUGGAGACUAGGGAGACAGCUGAACAAAUCCUCCUCUCAUCUCUACGCAAAUUGGAUAAAGGGAAACGGUCGCGUACUGGCUUGGAAUUAAAACGGGGUCUAAUGAUUGCGUUCACACUAUUUAAGGCUAGACAGAUUCUGUGGCAGUAUCCAACACCUCAGCCUCCUCCAUUAACUCUUCCUCCACCUGUCCAGGUUCCUCCUCCGCAACCGAUUUAUCUAGCCUCAGAGAGUUACCCUUCAACUACAAAUAACACUUCCAUGCUUUCCACACUAGAAAAGGAUAUUAAUUCAAUUUUUUGGGAACCUCAUAGGGUGGAACCCAGCGAUUAUAAUGAUGAGGAAAGCAGUGGCAGUGAAGAUUCCGAUUCAGAUGAUGUUGACAUUGAUGAUCAAGAUCCUUUUGACGAAUUUCCUCCCCGAGAACCGAUUUUUCCUCCUCCUUUUCCUGCUACUUUUCCUGAAGACGAUUUUCCCAAUCCUCAAAGCAUAAUUAGUCCUAAUAGUGGUCUUACCAAUUUAACCACCGUUGUUCCAGGCAGCGAAUCCCAUCUGAAUUUUGAACAGAAUCAUCCGACAGUAGUGACGCAUCUCUCUAAUCCCAUCUCUAUCUAUAAUUCUAGGAAGAGGUCCUAUUGCUCUACGGAUUCUCCUGAAUGCCUGCAUGUUUCUCCCCUAAAACGGUCAACUUCUGUACUCUUUUGA
Molecule: messenger RNA, 780 nt
Organism: Rodentolepis nana
Lineage: Eukaryota; Metazoa; Platyhelminthes; Cestoda; Cyclophyllidea; Hymenolepididae
Source: the annotation of a GenBank genome assembly